Molecule: messenger RNA, 864 nt
Organism: [Candida] anglica
Lineage: Eukaryota; Fungi; Ascomycota; Pichiomycetes; Serinales; Debaryomycetaceae
Source: the annotation of a GenBank genome assembly
GUUUUAAGCAGUCAACUUUUAGACACCAUAAGGCGAAUUCUUCAAACAGUCAUGCCCUAUUACGCUGUUUCCAAGGGUAGAACAACAGGGGUUUUCAAUUCUUGGGAAGCAUGUAAGAGUCAGGUGUAUGGAUUUGGCGGGGCUAGGUACAAAAAGUUUGACACUGUUGCUGAAGCUAGUAAGUUUGCAUUUGGUGGAGAGGGUGGAAAGAAAACCGAUGAAGAACCAAUGGAAAUUUUUUUACCAACUAUUUCCGUUAGCGAAGGCCACUCUAUUAAAAAGCCAACCAAGAAUACAUCGAAAAAGAUUCGUUCAGUUGAGUUACCGGCAUCUGUUACCCAUGACGGGAUCAAGACUCAUGACAUUUAUGUGGAUGGAGCCUCACGUGGGAAUGGGAAAACUAAGGCACCUAUUUCCGGAUACGGGGUUUACUACGGGCCUGGUGAUAGUAGAAAUGCAGCUGUGCCCAUGAGUGAUGUACAGGGCAAAGAUGUGGCUGGAACCAACCAGAGAGCCGAACUCGCAGCUGCGCGCCAUGCGCUUCGGGACAUUAAAGACGGACCUAUGGACAUACGGUAUGUGGUGAAGACUGACUCUAGGUACACCAUUGAUGCGAUCACCAAGUGGCUGAAGAAUUGGGAAAGAAACGGAUGGAAGACCGCUGCCAAUAAGGAUGUUCUCAACCGAGACCUCAUCGAAGAGAGUGUUGCACUCUACAAGGAGAUUUCAAAGAUAUACGAGGCUAAAGGUUGGGGUCCACUAAAGUUCGAGCAUGUCAGAGGACAUCAAGGAAUUGUUGGGAACGAAAUGGCCGACUCAUUGGCAAACCAAGGAGCUGAUAUUAUGCAAAGAUUGUAUAGAUAG